Messenger RNA from Myxocyprinus asiaticus (Chinese sucker), 7450 nucleotides. Its product is annotated as activating molecule in BECN1-regulated autophagy protein 1B-like. Gene Ontology annotation, molecular function: protein binding. Gene Ontology annotation, cellular component: intracellular membrane-bounded organelle. Gene Ontology annotation, biological process: autophagy. Lineage: Eukaryota; Metazoa; Chordata; Actinopteri; Cypriniformes; Catostomidae. The record is from RefSeq and is a predicted model, not a curated record. The transcript is spliced from 19 exons. Bases 330 to 4424 code for a protein of 1364 amino acids.
UACGCCGAGCUAGCCACAAACUAGCUAGCUAGCAUCUUUUCUCCCACAACCACCUCAAUACAACCUCUCUGUGUCCCGAUAAUCUCACUGGUUUAAUCGAGAUACUCAAAAAAGACAUGAAUGUAACCUGCUUGGUGGUUCGGAUCGUUCGGUUGUCAGUCCAGGUCGGUUUAUUGGAAACCAGUUCUGCUAACGGGCAAAGCGGCUAGCAGACCUUCGAUGACAUUUCAGUGACAAACACAACAAAACAGUCUGCAUGGCCGGCUGCUGAGUUGGUGUUUGUGUGCGAGAAAGGCCAGCGGCCAGGCCGCAGAGUCCAAAAGUGAGAAAUGGCCACGCAGAACAGGAACUCCGUGAUGAUCCUGUCGGGUCGAGAGAGAGGAGCUCGCGUGCUGGGCUCCCAGCGGCUCCUGCAGCAGCUGGUGGAGGACAGGACCCGCUGGAUGAAAUGGCAGAGCCAGAAAGUAGAGCUGCCUGAUAAUCCACGAUCAACCUUCCUGCUGGCCUUCAGCCCAGAUAGGAAUCUUGUUGCCUCAACGCAUGUCAACCAUAACAUCUACAUCACGGAUGUCAAAACUGGAAAGUGCCUGCACUCUCUGGUGGGUCACCGACGGACGCCUUGGUGUGUGACCUUUCACCCCACCAUUCCUGGCUUGGUGGCCUCUGGUUGCCUUGAUGGAGAAGUACGCAUUUGGGACCUACAUGGUGGUAGUGAGAGCUGGUUCACGGAAAGUAAUGUAGCAAUUGCUUCUCUUGCGUUCCACCCCACUGCUCAACUUCUCCUCAUCGCCACCAACAACGAACUCCAUUUCUGGGACUGGAGCAGACCAGAGCCAUUUGCGGUUGUCAAGACCGCCAGCGAGACUGAACGUGUCCGGUUGGUGAGGUUUGAUCCUCUAGGUCAUAAUCUUUUGACUGCUAUUGUGAACCCAUCCAACCAGCAGAAUGAAGAUGAUUCAGAGGUCCCUAUGGACAGUAUGGAAAUGGCUUUAUUCCGCCAACGUUCUAUCUUGCGUUCUCCACCCGUGCGUCGCACACCCAUACUGCACAAUUUCCUCCACAUCUUAUCCUCCCGCUCAUCUGGGGUGCAAUCCAGCGAUCAGUCCCGCCCGUCCCUAGAGCCCCGAGAGUCUCCCAGCAUACCCCGCUUCCAGUACCCAGUGCGGGCAGAUCCAGGCGACCACACUGCCUUACAGGGCUGCACGCAGCACUUGGGUCUGGGCUGCUUGUGCAGUCGCUGCGCCGCCUCGCGGAACUUACUGACGCACAAUCCAACGUCUCUCCAGCCUGCGGAUUCUUCUCACCCUUUGCCUCAACCACAGACUCUGUUGGGUCCCUCUGCCUUCACGCCCACCCCCAGUCAGACCCGCCCUUCCACAGACCACCCCUCUGCGUUUAGCAGUGUGUUCAGUGGAACUUCUGGAAACUCUACACAUCGAGGUCUAUUGCCCCAUAGAACUAUUGGUCCCAUAGGGUCACAGACACCCAGCCCUCUUGAGGUUCCCGGGCGUCUCCCAGGGGCCGAUUGGUCUGGAAGUCUGCUUAGUACGGGGCAUGAACAAGACCUGGGUCUGAUUGGGGGAGAUUCGAGGGGUGUGGUGCCCCCUCCCAGAACCAGUUCCUCCUCUAUGGAUCUUCUCUCCUUACGUAGGUUCCCCGAUGGUUCCUCAUCAUCACCCAUAUACACAUCUGCUACCGAGGGGCGGGGCCUUGUGUUGCCUGGCACAGAACCCAACCGGGGUCGAGCCAACGACGGCACAAGCAGCGGGCACCACCCUUUCUACGAGAACACCCAACGAAACAAUCCUGCCUCUAUACGGAACGUUCUGCAAUGCAACCUGAGCCGCUACUUCAUGGAAUACGAGCGUAUGCAGGAAUUAGAGCGACCCGGUGGCAGCCGAGAAGUGGCGGGCAGACCGGGACCCAUGCAGGAGCUGCUCAGUAGUAGCAUGGACACUGAACGUCCAGGGCCUUCCCAUCAUAGCUCCUCUCCCAAUACUGGGAAUGUAGGUGCGGUCGCAGGUCCGUCUCAAAACCACCCCAAUCGCUGUCGUUCAUGCCACAACCUUCUUACCUUUAACCACGACACCCAGCGCUGGGAGCGUUCCGGUCAGACGUCCUCAUCGUCCGCCUCUCAAGAAGGGCCGUCAUGGCCGCUUUCAGUGCCUCCUUUUGAGGACCCAGGUCAGGGUGCCAUAGUGGAGGCCCAACCCCCUGAGAUGAGGCCUAUGGAGCUGGGCGAAGCCUCUUCUGGUCUACAGGGGCAGCAGCCCAUGGGUCUAGUGUAUAACCAGGAGUCAGGGCAGUGGGAAAGCGUGUACCGGCAGCCGACGGCCAGCGCUUCCUCUGAAGCAGCACAAAACGCCUUAAACCCAGAGGUGCCUGUUGAUAAUCCAGACGAGGACUCACUCAGGAGGAGGUUGUUGGAAUCUUCACUUUUUCCGUUCUCUCGGUAUGAUAUAUCAGGGUCCAGAGAUCAUCCAAUAUAUCCAGACCCUGCCAGACUGUCUCCGGCUGCAUACUAUGCCCAGAGGAUGAUCCAGUAUCUGUCUCGGAGAGAAAGUAUUCGACAGCGUUCCCUACAGAAUCGCCUGCGGACGCUCUCAAACUCUCAAUUGGAUAGCCAGUCCAACAACCCCUCCUCCACGCCACCAGAGGCCAGUGAUGGAGACUAUGAGGACAUUGAGGAACCAGGAGACAGGACCAGACACAGAAUGCCCCGCAACGCUCGAAUGUCGGCCCCCUCUCUCGGGCGCUUUGUCCCACGGAGGUUCCUGUUACCAGAGUAUUUGCCUUAUGCUGGACUCUUCCACGAAAGGGGUCAGUCAGGCCUGGCCACUCACUCCUCUAUUAACAGAGUAUUAGCAGGUGCGUCUAUAGGUGAUGGUCAGUCGGCCGUGGCCAGUAACAUCGCUAACACCACCUACAGGUUACAGUGGUGGGAUUUCACUAAGUUUGACCUUCCAGAGAUCAGCAAUGCCUCUGUGAAUGUGCUGGUUCCUCACUGUAAGAUCUACAAUGAUGCCAGCUGUGAUAUCUCAGCAGACGGGCAGUUGUUGGCAGUGUUCAUUCCCAGCAGCCAGCGGGGUUUUGCUGAUGAGGGCAUUCUGGCUGUCUAUUCCCUCGCACCCCAUAACCUGGGAGAGAUGCUCUACACCAAGAGAUUCGGCCCGAACGCAAUCUCAGUAAGUCUUUCUCCCAUGGGCUGUUAUGUGAUGGUGGGACUGGCCUCUCGACGGAUCCUGCUGCAUCCCACCACUGACCACAUGGUGGCGCAAGUGUUCCGCCUGCAGCAGCCACAUGGAGGAGAGACCUCCAUUAGAAUGAUGUUUAAUGUGGUCUACCCCAUGGCUCCAGACCAGAGGAGACACGUCAGUAUUAACUCCGCUCGGUGGCUUCCGGAGCCAGGCAUUGGGUUGGCCUAUGGAACCAACAAAGGGGACCUGGUCAUCUGCAGGCCAGUUGAUUUCCGCAGUGAUGGAGACAGUCAGUCGGAUCUGAACUCGGAUACUUUGUUUACAGUCAAUAGCAGCAGCCGAACUCGUGGAGUGGAACGUCCAGGGACGAGCAGGUCUGGCUGGCGAUUCGACCGAGACAUGGGCCUCAUGAACGCUAUCGGCUUGCAGCCGCGUCAGCCCGCUCCUUCUGUGACUUCGCAGGGGACGCAGACGCCAGUGGUGCGACUGCAGAACGCGGAGACACAGACGGAGAGAGAACUUCCUACAACCAGCACCUUCCAGAACACGCACACAUCCAGACACAUGGUUCAGACAGCAAGCACCAGCACGGAAAUAUAUACACACCAAGAGAUGACACACACACAGGUUCAGACAUCAGUUUCAGAGGGAUCACUGAACCGGACCAGCUUACCCACCACAUAUCAUGGUGAGUCAGCAGCCGAGCCCGUCCCAGGAGAGGACGCACUCUCUCGGAUCCGCCGCCUAAUGGCAGAGGGUGGAAUGACGGCGGUGGUCCAACGGGAACGCAGCACUACAAUGGCCUCUAUGGGCGGCUUUGGAAACAAUAUAGUGGUCAGCCAUCGGAUUCAUCGCGGCUCCCAAACCUCAGUGAGGACAACUCAGGCGGGAAACCUGAACACAGAACCACCUUCUGGGCCUGGUAGCUCAACUGCAUCCGUUUUUCACACUGAGUCUUUGAUAGACUCUUUAGAAGCUCCCGGUCCGUCGGGAUCUAGUGGCCUCCCACUUCCACCACGGUUUACCUCUCGUUCUGAAGUGCCAGGAGCAUCACCUAUGGUUGAGGUGGACUUAUGGGAUCGUCAAACUGAUGACCGUCUACAUCACCCAUCCCCUAGCAGUUUGAACAUGUCCAACCAUAGCAACAACAAUAACAACACUGAACAUAGCAACAGCUACAGUGACAGCAGAGGCCGAGAUUACCCUGACGACCUGUAUGGUAGAUAGUCUUCUGGUUGUCAUAGAGACGAAUGUCUCACAGGUAAAACACUGGUCUGCAUGGUGCUGGGGGCAUUCGUGGUGUACUUGCAGUGGAUAUUUUGUUACAAUGACAGAACAGAGCGUUUGUGGCAGAGCCACUGAACACCACCUCUGUUCUGACUCCUCCCACUUUGGCCUUAUUUCGGAAAGAAUGAGUGCCAAGUUAUUGAUGGCGUCUCCUUAGAGAUGUCAGUCAUGCUUUCUGUCAAAAACAACUAGACUCUUGCUUUGGGGAAGCAUCAUUAUUGCACUUGCUAGUUGCACUUAAGUUAUAAUUUUUCUUCCUUACAAGGUUGAGUUGGACAUUUAAUCAUUCCACGCGAGAAAGGGCGUCAUACUUGAAUUAUUCCCGUACUGCGUUACAGAGUUACGCAGUUGCAGUUAAACCACCCUUUCGAGCUCCAGAAACAUCAUCAGCCAAUCAAAGUGCCAGUUGAGCCUGGGGGCGUGUCCAUACUGAUUCCUUUGCGUGAACUAGAACUCAUGGAAUCUAAUGUUUUCUUCUGGACAUUUCGGUUUGAGGAAACAUGGUUGAGCAGUACAAACUCUUCACAGUUUAACACUAACGCUUAGCAACUCUCUCAACAUCAUGUAAUGGUUUUCAUAUUCAGAUCAGCGAUUACGCUUAAUGUGAUUGGUUAUUUGUGUUCGAUAAUGUGACUUCCAGUGCUUGAGUCAUGCGGUCAAUCAACGUCUGGAAUAGUGUCUGCUUUGAAGUUCACAGACUGACAAGGUGUGCGUGCGUGUGUGUGUGUGUGUGUGUGUGUGUGUGUGCGCGCGGAUGUGGGUUCCCCCUUAAACUUCCAAAUUGAGAAUUUUAUGAUGGUUUUUAAUUUGAAUUCAUUUUUCUGUGGUUUGAAAAAUACAGUUUUGGAAGCAUGUCGUCUCUACUUGUCAUUUGGGUUAAAAAAAGCAGUUCAAGAAGCUUCACUAAGGUUCAGAUCUCUCAUAUCUGCAUGUGUGUCCAGUUGCAGAGCUUUUAUGUGAAGGGUGGGGCUUAUGCUAAUUGGCAUAUAGGCUGAAGAACACACAUGACAUGUGCAUCAAAACAAGUGGAAUCUUGGUAUGUUGAGCAGUUUUUUAAUUAGGGCUUUUCAUACUUUGUGGUAAGUUAACUUGAGUGUAUGUGUGUCAAUUCACAGAUUGUUUUUGCAAUCAUUACAAUCACUUCACAAUUUUACACAUUUUACGAUUCACACUGACCAGAUUUCCCCGAAACACUCAAAACCCAAACAUAAAACUAUCAAAAUUUGUUUCCCAGAUCUUUUUUUUUACUUUUUAUGUUCAGUCUAACUAUUCCACUGCUGAUUUUCAAUUCGCCUUUUAUUAGUACGUUUUUAUUUUAUUUAUUUUUUUCAUUUUUUUUUUUACAGUUUUUCAGCCUUCCGAGCUGAUUGGCUGGUGGUUGUGUUCAGUUCCACCAAUCAUGGUAAGCCUCUUACAUUGUGAAAGAGACAAAUGGCAAGCGAUUUCACUACAGUACCCCAUUCUCUUUCCAAACUGCACCCAGGACGAUGUUACAGACAAUAAACAAGACAUAUCUCUAUCAUAGAUUUGGUUUAUUAAAGAUACUGACACUUGAAUAACCCAUAAUAGAGGAUUUCUUUGGACAUUGGACACUUAGGAGAGAGACGGCACUUAAUGUGUAUACCGCAUAUGUCUAAAACGCACACAUGUAUGUAUGUGUGUAUGUGUGCAUGUGUUUGUCUUAGUGUCUGCCACUAAACCUACAGAGUUUUAUUAUAAAUAAAUGUAGCAUUGUAAAUGUAUAGACGGAAAAUCAAGAAAAAACUUGAAAUCUUAAUCCAUAUUUUGGGGUGGGGUUUGUGUUUUUUAAAACAUAUUUGCCUUGUAAGCUCUAUUGUGCUUGUUUAGAUUCUCAUGUGUAUGAUUGGUGAACUCUGACGAUGAGUUGUCAUUGCGUUGAGUCCAAACAAGCAUUAACAGGCCAUACAUUAACAAGCAUUUAUAAAAAAUAAAAAAAAAAUGUAUAAGAGAUUACGUUUUAUUAGAUGUCUUGGAAAACUCCUGUUAUUUUAGCUGCUUGGCUUAAUAUGUAACUUUUGUGAGGGAAAAAAAAUAAGGUCCCCUUAAGAAUGGUUUAUCUGUAACCCUUUUGAAAGCUUUUGGAUAUAAAAUUGAUUCAGUUGUGGUCUUAUAAGCAAUGGCAGCUGAGGAACUUUGCUGGGGAACCACAGACCCUUUGGUGUUUUUCCAUGCGUUCAGUGCCUUGGAGGAAUUUUCUCCUAACUGAACCACAAAAGCCACUGUUGCUCGACAGAACAAGUAGUAGAUUUAUUUCAGCUCCUUUAUAAGCCUUUUGAAUGUUGAGUGUUUUAAGUUACUGAUAGGAAUAUUGGUGAAAGUAUAGUCAAUGUUUUGGUGCUUCUCAUUUUGAUAUUUAUUUUACGCUUCGUGUGAAUGGAAAAUGCAAUCAUGUUUAAAAAAAAAAGUUCAUCUCCAUUGGAGAGAAGGACCUUUUACUUGUAGAUACCCCAACUGACAACAUGGUAAAAAACUAGACAACUGUCAUUGGCAAAACCGGUCCAAAUUCAGAUAUGAUCUCAAAUUAUCAUUUAAAUAUACUGUAUGUCUUGCCCUGAAUUCACUUUUUUCUGACCAUAUGCAUACCUUUUUCUUUUUUUUUCUUUUUUUCUUUUUUUUUUUUGUAAGGAUGCUGAAGAAACAAGAAUAGCUGACGAAAGUGUAACAUUUUAAAAUGGUAAAUGUGUUUAUGUUGGCUGUGUGGUUAUGUAAAUGCUCUUACUGCUGGAUCGGUACUGCAACUGAAGUCAUGAAAAGAACAGAAUUCAACUUCCUCUUCUGCCCAGACAAGAGGGAUGUGUUGUUUUGACUUACCAUAAAUGUGUAGUUAGUUCUUUAUUUAGUGAAAAUGAGGAUGAGGUGUUGUAAAAUAAUUUUUGUGGGACACCAAAGAUGCUGUGGUAAUGACGAUUAUGAGAGUUUUAAUAAAAUGGGAAUAUGGAAAUGAC